ACUCACGCACGCGACCGGGUACAUGGAUAAACGACCUGUCAGUUCCGCACGCGCACAAACACGCGGAUUGGGAUUACAACAACUGGAGUGGCGCGAGCGCAAGGCGCUCAUCUUUAUGUAAUGCCGUAUGUGAGCGUGAGUGCGUGUGCGCACGCGCUGGAACCAGGAGCUGGCGCAAGCAGGUUCAGCAUCGCCGCGGCGACGGUGGUUAAACGUCGGCGACCCGCGCGCGAUUCUGCGGACUCGUGAGAUUUCAGCGGUGCGGAUUUGACCCAGGAUACAGGAGGGCGCUCGAGCUCCACCGUUUUUCACGCGCGGCACACACGUACACCCGGCGGAUUCGGGGAGCGGGGUCCAGGCGGCCGGUGGUCGGCGGUUUAAAGCGCCGCGUGCAAGGCGGGGUAGCGCGGGACUCCUGGCCGAGCGGAGCCUCCCACGGUCCCGCCAGCAUCCGUCCCACCGCGCCUCAGCUCCAGCGGGAGGCCCGGAGCGGCGGCAGGAUGUAGCAGCGGAUUAACGGAGGAGAGAGGGGCGCUCAGAGGAAGAGAGCGGGAGCGAGCGGACAGAGGCGGGACGGACGGGACAUGGGGAAGGACCAGGAGCUGCUCCAGGCCGUCAAGACCGAGGACCUGCUGACAGCUCAGCGGCUUCUACAGAGACCUCGGCCGGGGAAAGCCAAGCUCCUUGGAGCAGCAAAGCGAGUGAAUGUCAACAUCCAGGAUGCCGAUGGGUUGUCGCCGCUGCACCACGCUGCGCUGAGUGGAAACAAGGACAUGAUCGCUCUGCUGUUGGAGGCCCAGGCAGCAGUGGAUAUAAAAGACCACAAAGGCAUGCGUCCCCUGCAUUACGCCGCGUGGCAGGGGAAGACUGAGCCCAUGAAGAUGCUGCUGAAGGCCGGCGCGUCCGUCAACGGGCAGUCGGACGAAGGGCAGAUCCCGCUUCACCUGUCGUCGCAGCACGGACACUAUGACGGGUCAGAGAUGUUGUUGCAACACCAGUCCAACCCGUGUAUCUCAGACUCCGCUGGGAAAACACCAUUGGACCUUGCCUGUGAAUUUGGACGCGUUGGAGUGGUCCAGCUCCUGCUCAGCAGCAACAUGUGUGCGGCGAUGCUGGAACCCAAACCCUCCGACCCCAACGGGGUGUCGCCUCUGCACCUCGCCGCCAAGAACGGACACAUCGAAGUCAUUCGGCUGCUGAUUCAGGCUGGCAUAGACAUCAACAGACAGUCUGAGUCUGGCACCGCUCUACAUCAGGCCGCCCUCUGUGGGAAGACAGAGGUAGUGCGCCUGCUGCUGGACAGUGGCAUCAGUGCAGGGGUGAGGAACACGCUCAGUCAAACCGCCCUGGACAUUGUCAACCAGUUCACCACCACGCAGGCGAGCAGGGAGAUCAAGCAGCUGCUGAGAGAUGCUUCAGCUGCGAUGCAGGUGCGAGCGCUGAAGGAUUACUGCAACAACUACGAUCUCACCAGCCUCAACAUCAAAGCUGGGGACAUCAUUACGGUUCUGGAGCAGCACUCUGACGGCCGCUGGAAGGGCUGCAUUCACGACAACCGCACUGGAAACGACCGCGUUGGCUACUUCCCCUCCAACAUGGUGGAAGUCAUCAAGAGGGCAGGUCACGCCCCCUCCCAGCAGUGCCACACCUUCCUGCUCCGCAGGCCAAACCCCUGUCCCAUUGCCUCGGUCAACGGACACUCAUACCCCCCCUCCAAAGUCCUCCCCCUGCAUCUGCCUCCUCCUCCUCCUCCCAUUCAUCCCAACACACAAUCCCUCCCUCGGUUCUCCUCCUUUGGGUACGUUCCUCUUCCCAUCUCUCCUCCUUCUCUGUCUACUCCUCCUCCUCCUCCUCCUCCUCUCUCCACUUCUCAGGAGCAGCAGAGUCAGACAGGUUCCCGGACGGCGGAGCUCAGUCCUCAGGGCUCUCCAACUCUGGGCCACCAGAGCAGCACUAGUGAGGACAUCUGGGUGCUACGCAAACCUCUGGCAGGCGGCGAGCGCAGCGGCAGCGUGGGCAGCCUGGGCAGCGUCCGGUCCUCCAGCAGCCUGCAGGGCUCUGGGAACACCCACGUCCUGACCACGCCGGCCCCCAGCCCCCACCCCGCACCCACCACGGGCCUCAACACACACGGCCUCAACGCCCCGGGCCUGCACGCACAAGCCGAGGGCGUGAAGCUGCUGGCCACGGUGCUGUCCCAGUCAGUGAAGGCCAAGGAGCAUCUUCUGGAGCAGUCCCAGUCUGUUGAGCAGUCGGCGAGCUCCUCCAGUUGCACGGUUCACGAGCAGCGGUCGUUCGAACGCAAGGCAGAGGAGGAUGAUGGGAAAAAGCAGGCAGUAGUGGCGUGGCUGGGUGAGUUUCAGCUGCAGUUCUACACCACCCACUUCCUCACCGCGGGAUAUGAUGUAGACACCAUUAGCUGCAUGACCUCUGAGGACCUGACGGCAAUUGGGGUCAUGAAGCCUGGACAUCGAAAGAAGUUAACAUCAGAGAUCAGCAAACUGUCCACAGACUGGCUGCCUGAGCACAAGCCUGCCAACCUCGCAGACUGGCUGUCUCACCUGGGUCUUAGUCAGUAUUACCAGGUACUGGUUCAAAAUGGGUAUGAAAACAUUGACUUCAUCUCUGACAUCAGCCUUGAAGAUUUGCAGGAGAUCGGCAUCACCAAGCUCGGCCACCAGAAGAAGCUGAUGUUGGGAGUGAGGAGACUGAAGGAGAUACAGAGAGGACAGAGCAGCGGCGAGCCUCCUCAGAGCCCCUCCACGCCUCCACCCAGUCCGGGCGGCAGCACCAGCUCCGAGCCACGGAGGGAGGCGAGGAAGCAGCGGGACGGCGUCCCCAGCCCGCUGGCCAAACCUCGGCCGGGCCUCACGCAUUCACAGACCCCUCCCCUCACACCCACUCAAACCCCCCCCCAGACGCCCCCACAUGCCCGGACCCAGCAGGCCUCUCCCAGGGCCCGGCUCCGGCCCUCCGCCCAGGUGUCAUCGGCAGAUUCACCGCUGCCACUGCUGCGCCUGCCCGGCGACGAGGAGGAGCGUCGGAGAACCCACAGUCUGAUCGGCUCGGAUUCGGACUCUAGAUACGCCACCGUGUGCCGCAGCAGCUCCGCACGUACGGCCGCCCCGAACGACGUCACUGUAAACCGCAGCCAAUCAUCCGUCACCCUGCGUCCCAGGCGGAAGGGUCGGCCUCCGACUCCGCCCAAACGCUCCUGCUCCUCUAUUACGGGGGGCGAAGGGGAGGGGGAGGGGCCGGGCGAGGGGCUGCUGGGACUGCCAACCUAUCGAGAACGGCGAGCCAGCGACUGCGGGAGCCUGGCCUCAGCUUUUAGAGCCCAGGAAUCAGCAGGCCUGGAGAGAUCAGAGGGGGCUUCUGGGAGCGUUCGCAGCCUCGCUGCCAUGCUGGAAACGUCCAUCGUGAGUGGAGCCAAAACGCUGCCGAAGAAUCUGGGGAGCAGCACCAACGCCCUACAGGUGAGUCCGCCUAUUCUUCGCCGCCAGGCAGGUGCAGGCGGUCUCGGAACUGAGGAUGAUGAUCUCGUAAGCCGACGCAGGACCAUCGGUGGACCGGAAGGCCUCCCUGGUGAUCAGGCUGAUCUGUUGCCUCGGCAACCAGCCCAGCAGCGCCCAGAGCCCCGGCCUCGCUCCACUGUGGUCGCGCCAGCAUCAGAGAUCGCAGAUGGCACGUCGACGCUCCGAAGGAAACCACGUACUCUGGCAACAGACACCGAAGCGCCUGCAUCCGUGGCUACCACUGUUGUUACCAUGACGACCGGCUCGGACACUAUACGGAGGAGACCGCGCACGUCCGAGCACGCGGAAAGUGUCAUUCAAAGCAAUAACCAGUUGGACUGUCACGGCACUCCAGCAGACCAGAAGAAUGGAGGCGAGCUGCAGCAGAACGGGGGCGUGGUCCUGAGGCGGAGGCCGGUGUCCGAGGUCUCUGACAGGAUGGACGCCAGCAGAGAGAGUUGUGAAUGGAUGGAGGCCAGAAAGUCCCUGAAGCCGCCGGUGUCACCGAAACCGUCCACAGUCAGCCUUAGGAAGACGCAAGCCGACCCCCCCACGCCAACCCGCAGGGUCCCCAUCCCGGGGCCCGAUAGUAGUGAGACAGCCCAGAGCCCUGAACCCAAGCGGGUCCCGCCUCCAGUUUCCCCGAAGCCGCGUGGGCCUCCAACAGCACCUAAACCAGGCAAAGCAAUAGUACCUCCUGCUUCAAUGAGCCCGAGCCCUGCUCCGACCAGCCCAGCGUCAGCCAGCCCCACCCCGGCCCCCAAACCCUCGCCUCCGCUCUCUGCCGCCCCUCUUCCUGCUCCCGACACCCCUUCUGCUCCCUCCCUUUCUCCGGGACUCCCUCUCACGUCCCCGUCUCCGGCCCAGAGUCCCUCCACGCCUUCGCCACAUCCUGUCAAACCGCCCCGCUCCUCCAUCGCCGGCCUGUCCAUCGACCUGCUGGGAGGGCGGGAGGCGGAGGAGGGGGAGGAGGAGGAGAGGAGGAGAGAACGGGAGCACAAGAGGCACAAAGAGCAGGAGGAGGAGAGGAAGAGAGCGGAGGAGGAGAGUAUGAGGGAGGAGGUGGAGACGAAGCCUUCGAGGAGGGAGAAGGCGGCAGAGGUGGUGCAGGAGGAGGUUCAGCACCGCUUGGAGGAGACGAGUGCCUCGAUGGCCGCCGCUCUGCAGGCCGUGGAGCGUAAGAUCCAAGACGAGGACGCGCAGAACGACUCUCGUUCCAGCAAGAAGACGACCGUCUCCAUCUUGGACGACAUCGGCAGCAUGUUUGACGACUUGGCAGACCAGCUGGACGCAAUGCUCGACUGAUCCCCGCCCCGCGCCCCAUCUCCGGCGGGCCCCUUGGCUCCCGUCCCAUCAUUGUGUGUAGGUGUGUCCAGGAAGCGCCGUCGAGGCUCGACGCCGGCGCUCCGACAGUGUGUGCGUGUUUGAGAGUGUGUCUCCCGCCCGCUCGAGCGCUUCUCAUGUAGCCUUGUACAGCGUUGCCGGGGAGGGAGCGCUCUCGUCGUCUGGUGCAGUAGCUCUAGUGCGCCUCCCGAUGCGUGGAGGCCGCUCCCACACAACCUCUGACCUCCGGGGCCCGGCGAGUCGCUGCCGCUCGGCCUCAGACGGCUGUGUGCACCGAGAAGCACAAUCAUUCUGCUCACCCUUUUAUCUCUACAGACUCUGGCUAGGACAGAGACGCUAACUCAGUCAGACGGGCAGAUAAGCAUAUUGCUAGCAAAAAUAAGCACAUAAACUGAGUGACAGACAGGCAGAUAGGUAGCUAGACAGGUAGACAUGAUGCAUAGGAUGAGACAGUGGGGAGAAUUUCUACAAGCACACGGACAGACGGGCCACUUUCUAAGUCUGUCUCCCUCCCGCGAUGUCAAAAGGACGACUCAUAGCUUCUGUUUCUCUUCUGUAUGAGUUGAAGAUUGUGGUUAGCUGGACCUCCUGACCUGUGUUUUGUCUCUGUUCACGUUGUUGUUGCUGUUGUUAUUGUUGCCGUUGUUGUCGUUACAGGUUUGUGUAGUCCCUGCUGAUGCUCACGUCGAUGUCCUCCCUCUAGUACAGUAGUUAUUCUAACGACCCAACAACAGUAUAGAUGUGUGUCUAUGACUUUUGAGACACGUUCACACGAACACACGCGCACACAUUACAUUGGUUUUAAGCUUGCUGGUGUUUUGCUUUGUUGGUGUUUAGCUCCAUCGUUGGAGGUUUGCUUGGUAAUGAAGUUACACAUAUACGCCACAGACACUGACUCACACACACAUUAACAUGCAAAGACACACACAUACAAGCACACUUGUGCGGUGUAUCCCUUUGUCCUGCUGCAGUGAACAGUGUUUUUAAAAGAUAAUCCUAUAUUUCAAUGCUUUAUAUAGUACACAGUGUACAUGCAUAGAGUUUAUAAUAUACUUGGCUAUUUGAGCUGUUAGAGCUCCCCCUAGCGUUGGUUUAGUGAAGCUGCCUCCAAUAUGUCUCCCUCCCUUUUAUCUCCCUUUGUGUCUGUUACUGUCCCUCUGCAUCUCUCUGUGCCUUGGUAGAGUUCUUUCAUAUAUUCCAAAUCAGCACCCCCCCCCCUCCCCUUUUUUGUUUCAGAUUCCAAACGUUCAAUUGUUUCUCUGUUUCCUUGCUCCGUGUGUGUCUGUGAUGGCAAACAUAGAUUAUAGGUUGAGCUGUAAAUCCUAUACAAUCCCUGAAGUCACUAGUCCUGUCUGCAGUCCUCCUGUAACCACUGAGAAGCCUGCCUUGUAUGAGCCAAUAUAACUGUAAGCUGUGUAGUAAGCUGGCUCCGGUCCUCCUCAGCUCCUCAGCUCCUCAGUUUUCAGUGGUCCCCCAUGUAGGCCAGACAGUGGAUAAACCACCAAUGUUCAUCCUAAUGAAGAGUCCACUUGUAUUUUUAUGCUCUUUGAAAACAAAGAUAUAUUUGAAAGACAGAUGGUUCUAUGUGAAUAAUAAAAAUAAUGAUGAUAAUAAUAAUUAUUAUGGAUAUUGAAUUGAGGUGAGCUGGUUGAGUCUGUAUAUACAUGGUUGAGUUCUGGAUGUGUUGUGACGGCUGUUGUGCCAUGGUUGGGUUUAGGUUGUGUUUCUGCUGUGACGAUGCAUUUCUGUACAGCUGUGAUCAGAAUAAAUGUAGAAAUUAAACCUUAUAUGACGUUUUAUUGUGUUUCUAUCAAUCAUUAUCCUAAUAGCUUAUUCUCGUAAGGGUUACAGGGGAGAUGGAGACAGUCCUGAGAUCCACUGGGCAAAAGCCAGAGUAAAAACAGAAUCACAUUCAUACGAUUACUUUAGAGUUAUCACAUAACUCAACUGGCUGUGGACAAGUCAUGCAAACACAAGGAGAAGGUGUGUAGCAGCAUUUAGAUGGUCACAAAUGUCACAGUUACACACAACGGGCUCUCAGGUGCCACCAGCAAAAUAAUUUGCUUUUUAAAUCACAAAAUGAGAAGUAAAAGUUUUUUGAUGAUUUGUGGCUCUUGUUUCUUGUUUGUAUCAGAAUUAAGGCGGUUUCAAAAUGACAUGCGCCAUAACGUCUUGACGUCAUCUGUGCGUUUACGUCUAUAAUGGGAUAUGUAGUUCUUUAAUGCUAACUUGCGUAACGUUACAUUGGAGUUGUUAAAACUGCUACGUCUUUGGAUAAAGAUUAAUAUUAAUGAAGCUCUCUUAAGUAUAGAAUUUAUAGAAAGCAAUAAAAGAGGAUAUAACAAUAAAUCACGAAACAGUUUCUCUUUGUUCAGGAAGUCCGACGUGUUCAGCUAACCGGCUAACGUUAGCCCGAGGGGAGGGGCGCCUGCGCAAGGUUAGACGGGACUCUAUUUGUUCACCGCUUCGGGUCCAAACGCUCUUUUUGUCGCAGCCUCGGAAGGAGAGAGGUCCCGUCCGUUCCUCAAAAUGUACAAUGUGGCGGUAACGAAGGUCCAAGAAAGCCCACGUUCUUACGCCGACUGGCUCAGAUCAACUGGGAGAAGCUCAACCGGUUAAAAGAGUCCAUCCAAGACGACCGAUGCUGGAGCUGGCAGACUUAAAGCGACGGUGCUGAGGUCAAUAAUUUGAUCGCUGAUGGUGGUUUAUGUCCUGGUAAAGAAAUGCUCCUUUGACCGUGAUUGUGUUUUCAGGGUGGUUCAUGUCCAGGUAAAGAAAUGCUCUGUUUGACGGUGAUUCUGUGUUCGUGGUUUCCUCACCCUGUGCAAAUGGGGCCACAACUGCUGCUGAUGUUCAAAUGUACCAACCCCCUAAGAAACUACAGUUAAUGUACAAAAGCACAGUGUAUUUAUUUAUUAAAGACUAAUUUUGUUUCUUAA
Betta splendens (Siamese fighting fish) is the source of this 7798-nucleotide messenger RNA. RefSeq names its product caskin-1. Lineage: Eukaryota; Metazoa; Chordata; Actinopteri; Anabantiformes; Osphronemidae. The record is from RefSeq and is a predicted model, not a curated record. Gene Ontology annotation, molecular function: protein binding. The coding region runs from base 585 to 4820 and encodes 1411 amino acids. The transcript has 26 exons.